Messenger RNA from Iphiclides podalirius (scarce swallowtail), 828 nucleotides. The record is from the annotation of a GenBank genome assembly. Lineage: Eukaryota; Metazoa; Arthropoda; Insecta; Lepidoptera; Papilionidae.
AUGAGUCCCAAGCUUGCAAUAGUCACCGGUGCUAAUAAAGGCAUAGGCUUUGCUAUCGUUCGCGGUCUCUGCAAGCGUUUCGACGGAGUCGUUUACUUGACAUCGCGCGAUGAAGAACGCGGCAAAACGGCGGUGUUGGAACUCAACAAAGAAGGCCUUAACCCGAAAUACCACCAAUUGGACAUAACAGACACUAAAAGCCUGGAAGUAUUCCAUGAUUACAUCAAAGAGAAAUAUGGUGGAAUCGAUGUUCUGGUGAACAAUGCUGCUAUUGCAUUCAAGACAAGUUCGCCUGAACCCGUGGCAGUUCAAGCGGUGGAAACUUUAAGAGUUAAUUACUUCGCCGUCCUGGCAACUUGCGAAAUUCUGUUCCCGCUACUCAGGAACGGUGCUAGGGUCGUCAAUAUCUCUAGUUCCAGCGGCCAUUUGAGCCAAAUACCUAGCGAGAGUUUAAGAAACCGAUUCAAGGAUCCCGAGCUGACGAUUCCCGAGCUAUCUGAUCUCAUGAACAAGUUCAUUGAGGAAGCCAAACAGGGGACACAGAGUGCCGAGUGGGGUAAUUCCUCAUAUAGUGUAUCCAAAGUUGGAUUGACGGCACUAACCAUGAUUCAGCAACGAUUCUUGAGUGAUAGGGAAAUCAAAGUGAACGCGGUUCAUCCAGGAUAUGUCGAUACGGACAUGUCGUCCCACAAGGGCCCGUUGUCCAUAGACGAGGGUGCAGCGGCACCGCUUUUCCUCGCGUUGGACGCCCCUGAUUCGGUCCGAGGCCAGUAUGUAUGGUACGACAAACGGAUCGUCAGCUGGGUUGGACAAAAGCCUAAGGAACAG